Durio zibethinus is the source of this 1476-nucleotide messenger RNA. RefSeq lists its product as uncharacterized. The record is from RefSeq and is a predicted model, not a curated record. NCBI's taxonomy places the organism in Eukaryota, Viridiplantae, Streptophyta, Magnoliopsida, Malvales, Malvaceae.
AAAGGCUUUCAUGGCAAAAGUAAAGGUUGAAUUUUUUCUUUUUGAAGAAGAAAGAGAAUAAAGAAGAGUAAAAGGGAAGAAGAAAAUAUGCCAACAGUUUGGUUUUCUUUGAAGAGAUCUUUACACUGUAAAUCAGAGCCAUCAGGUGUUCAUGACCCCAAAACCAGGAAGCAAUUGAGUACAAUAUUGACUAGGAAAGCAAGCAGGUCAGGGUGUUCAAGGUCUAUAGCAAAUCUCAAGGAUGUCAUUCAUGGAAGUAAGAGACAUUUAGAGAAGCCACCAAGUUGCAGUCCAAGAUCCAUUGGGAGCAGUGAGUUUCUUAACCCAAUAACUCAUGAAGUCAUCCUUAGUAACUCAAGGUGUGAGCUGAAAAUCACUGGUUUUGGAGGGUUACAAGCUGGUGUCAGUAAUGGUGGCAAUAAAGGAGUUAAUGAUGGUGGUGGUGGCGGCGGCUCAACUUUUGUUGGUACUUUACGCCCUGGAACACCAGGACCUGGAGGGCACCCAACAAUGCAUUAUUUUAAUUCUUCUUUAAGGAACUCUUCAACUACUCCCCCAAGAAAAUCACAUUUUCUUGUAUCAGAAACAGAAGGUUCUGGAUUUGGUGGUGGAAAUUUUCAUUCAAACAAUAGGGUUUCUCUUGAGACAGACUCUAAUGGAUGUUCUAAACUGACUUGCCACAAAUGUGGAGAGCAAUUUAGCAAAUGGGAAGCUGCUGAAACACACCAUCUAUCUAAGCAUGCCGUUACUGAACUAGUGGAAGGUGACUCAUCUAGAAAGAUUGUUGAAAUUAUAUGCCGGACAAGUUGGUUAAAGUCUGAGAACCAUUGUGGCCGGAUCGAAAGAGUUUUAAAAGUUCACAACAUGCAAAAAACUCUUGCUCGAUUCGAAGAAUAUAGGGAAAUGGUAAAGAUUAAAGCAAGCAAACUCCCCAAGAAACAUCCUCGAUGCAUUGCUGAUGGAAAUGAGCUAUUGAGGUUCUAUGGCACAACAGUGGCAUGUUCUCUUGGUCUAAAUGGUUCAUCAAGUCUUUGUAUAUCUGAAAAAUGUUGUGUUUGUUGGAUUAUUAGAAAUGGAUUCUCUGCCAAGAAGGAGCUCAAGGAAGGAAUUGGUGUUUUUACAACGUCCACAAGUGGCAGGGCUUUUGAAUCUAUUCAAAUUCUUGAAGAUGAUCCAUCCAUAAGGAAAGCUUUGAUAGUUUGCAGAGUAAUAGCUGGGAGAGUUCAUAGACCUUUGGAGAAUAAACAAGAAAUGGCAGGACAAACUGGGUUCGAUUCAUUGGCUGGGAAAGUUGGUCUGUACUCAAAUAUUGAGGAGCUUUAUCUGUUCAAUCCUAGAGCUCUCCUUCCUUGUUUUGUGGUAAUCUGCAAAGCUUGAGGAAAAAAAUUAGAAGUUGUGACUUGUGAAGUUAUGUGAAUCUUUUUCCUUUUCUUGGUAGAGAUUUUCUAUCUUCUUUUUGAAAGAAUUCUCAUUCUU